Microsporum canis CBS 113480 is the source of this 2067-nucleotide messenger RNA. RefSeq names its product nucleolar complex-associated protein 3. The record is from RefSeq and is a predicted model, not a curated record. The transcript has a single exon. Gene Ontology annotation, cellular component: nucleolus. Gene Ontology annotation, biological process: DNA replication initiation. Bases 1 to 2067 code for a protein of 688 amino acids. Lineage: Eukaryota; Fungi; Ascomycota; Eurotiomycetes; Onygenales; Arthrodermataceae. Gene Ontology annotation, molecular function: chromatin binding.
AUGGCGGCCAGUGUCUCUGUAAAAAGGAGGCGGCUGAGUCCGUCGGGCGAUUCAACAAAUUUGAAAAGCAAGUUUUACAGCCAGGCAGCACAAUGGGACCUCGAGCAGGACUACGAGCGCAGGCCGCGGAAAACGAAGAAGGGCAAGGAAAAGACCCGGUUGCCGAUAAAGACGCAGGAGGGCACAUUGGAGCAUCUGGAGGAAGAUGAGAAGCCAGAGGAAAGCUCAGAGAGCGACAUAUUUUCAUCUGAUGUGGAAGAUGAUGAACCUGCUUCGAACGCUCAAACAGUUCCUGCGCCAGAAUCCUCUGUGCCCGUCAAGAUCCAGAUACUAGAAGCAAAAGAAGCUCUGGCUCGGAUAGCCUCGCAGAUAAACGAAGAGCCAGAAGAGCAUAUGGAUCUUUUUAAGAAACUAACGGAAAUGACAGCAUCUGCGUCACUCCCAGCAGUGAAGAAACUUGCGCUAGCCACCCAGGCGGCAGUGUACAAGGAUGUCAUACCUGGUUAUCGGAUACGGCCAUUAGAAGGCGAAGAGCUGACGGCAAAAGUCUCUAAAGAAGUGAAACAACUCCGUGCGUUCGAGCAAUCGCUUCUUUCAGGCUAUCGCGAAUAUGUACAACAACUUGCAUUGUUGGCUCGAGCCAAACGAGGGAGUGAGGCGUAUAGCUCUGGCCUGAAGAGCUUGUCGGUCAAUUGUGCCUGCAGCCUUCUAACUUCCGUUCCGCAUUUCAAUUUCCGUGGGGAGUUGCUGAAGAUUCUAGUUGGACAGUUGGCGCGUCGACAGAUAGAUGCAGAGUUUGUCAAGUGCCGUGAAACCAUGGAGGAGGUGUUUUCCAAGGAUGAUGACGGCACCAUCUCUCUAGAAGCUGUGACUUUACUGGCCAAGGCAAUCAAAGCGAAGGAGUUCAGGAUUCGACCAGGCGUACUUGAUACAUUCCUUCACUUGCGACUGCUUUCCGAAUUCUCGUCCAAGGGCUCCAAGGAUGCGAUUGAUAAGGAAGAACCAGAGGGAAACAACUUUGGAAAGAAGCCAAAGCAAAAAAGAGAGUUUCGAACCAAAAAGGAACGAAAGUUGAUCAAAGAGCGAAAACUUGUUGAGAAGGACAUGAAGGAGGCUGACGCCCUGGUAAGCCAUGAACAUCGGGAUAAGAUGCAAGCGGAAACACUAAAGCUUGUAUUCACUACCUACUUUCGCACUCUAAAGACACGCAACCCUGAACUUGUGGGCGCUGUUCUAGAGGGGCUCGCUAAAUUUUCGCAUCUUAUCAAUCAAGACUUCUUUGGAGAUUUAUUAGAAGUCCUCAGAGAUUUGAUCUCUCGCUCUACCAGCUCGAGUUUAAUAAGCCCGCAGCUUGAGGCUGGGGACAAUGACGAGGAGGAGGAUGAUAGCUGGCCCAAUAUGAAUGAGACCCGAAAUGCUACUCGGGAUGCUCUUUUAUGUUCGACUACUGCAUUCGCCCUUCUCGAAGGCCAAGAUGCAAGCAAGGCGGCUUCAACUCUCCAUCUAGAUUUGAGCUUCUUCAUAAGUAAUAUUUACCAGUCGCUACAUGCUUUAUCCAUUAACCCAGAUAUCGAAUUCCAUCCUAACAAAUCACUCCGCCUACCCGACCCAAAUCCAUACAAUGACCACCAAAACGACAACAACACUUCUUCGAAUAGCAAUACACAGGCAAAGAAGGUUGACUUCCAAACUCCCACCGUACUCCUUAUUCGAUGCCUCCAAUCCAUUUUAACUGCAAAGGCCAACAAAGCGCCACCUCCAAUUCGUAUUGCAGGAUUCACAAAACGGCUCAUGACUUCGGCACUCCAGCUGCCGGAGAAAUCAGCAUUAGCAGUCUUGUCACUUCUUACUCGUGCUGCGAAGCUACAUGGACGAAAGAUUGCACCUCUAUGGAACACGGAAGAGCGGAAAGGCGACGGAAUAUAUGACCCUAAUGCUGAUGACGUAGAAAGGAGCAAUGUUUUUGCUUCAACUAUAUGGGAAGGGGAAUUAUUAAAAUUACACUAUUGCCCACAGGUUAGGGAGGCUGCAAAGGACGUUGAAAAAGCCAUAGCCACUGUCAAAUAA